CGCUUUUUCACGUCGCAGUCCUGUCUCGGGCGAACUCCCUGCGUAUGUAUGCGUGUCUCCAGCUAGGCCAGAGAGUGAUGGCGGCGCCCGUCCUGAGAGUGUCCACCCCUCGGUGGGAAAGAAUAGCUAGGCUUCUCGUUUGCCUGUUGGGCAUACUGUUGUCUCUAUAUGCCUUUCACGUCGAGAGAGAAAAGAUUCGGGAUCCGAGUUAUAAGGCUAUGUGCGACGUCAGCAGCUCCAUCAGCUGUUCGAAAGUGUUCAGCUCAAGGUGGGGUCGAGGAUUUGGGCUCUUGGGCUCAAUUUUUGGAAAUGACAGUGCACUGAACCAACCCAACAGUGUCUACGGGAUUGUCUUUUAUGCCUUUCAGCUUCUACUAGGAAUGACUGUCAGUGCAAUGGCCGCCCUUAUUCUCAUGACGACAUCCAUCUUGUCGGUGAUGGGUUCGCUCUACCUGGGCUACAUCCUCUACUUUGUCCUAAAGGACUUCUGCAUCAUCUGCAUCAUCACAUAUGCGCUGAACUUCAUUCUCUUUAUUCUCAACUACAAGCGACUAGUUUACUUGAACGAGGCCUGGAAGCAGCAGCUUCAGGCCAAGCAGGACUAAAGCUGUCGAGAACGGCAAGACAAGUACGAAAAACAAACAAACAAAAAGAAAAAAAGAAACGUGACCUCUGAACAUUUGACUUGCCACCAGGAGACCUUGCUUCCAAACAAUGUUUAUUCUGCUGUGUGUUAAAAAAAAAAUGAAGAAAUGUAACUUAAAUGUUGGGCCUAACAUCUCAAUGUUGCAAACACGGAAGGAUUUGUAAGUGAAAGAUGAUUUUUCUUUUAAUUUCUUUUUCCUCGUUUAACAUUGUACUCACUUAAGGAAGGGGCUGGCUGUGUGUGUGAGUGCGUGUGUGUGGGGAAACGCCUCAACCCGAGCAAGCAGAAGCAGGAGGCCACAGUACAGAGCGAUGGAGGACAGCUCGCUGUUGAACAAAAAGGAUCGCAGGAAGGAGGAAAACGUGACAUCAAAGGGGUUUACUUGAAGCGGUUAGAAAGGUCAUAUUACUGCACAGCGGAUCUGCACUAUAACUCGGAACCGAAGUAUGGGUCCCAACAUUAGAAAAACACUCGUUAGGUUAUCGUACAGUUUGCAGGGGGUGGCGAUGGGGGGGGGGCAAAACGAUUAACAUUUAUACAGAAUAGUUUCUUUUCAUGUUUACACUUUGUAGUAUGUUUCUUUUAUGAAGAGGACCACUAAAAGUAAAACACAGGACAAUGUGAGAUAUUGUGUGUUAGACCAGUCAGAUUGUUUGUUUUGCAAUUCUGUAAAUAGCUGCUGAGCAAUAUUCCAGGCUAGAUUGUGAUUUAGUGUUGACACAAACCUUUUUUUUUUUUUUUUUUUUUUUUUUUUUUUAUAAAAGGAAAAACACCCCACCAACGUAACGGGGAUAACAUGAGUAAAUCUGGAACAAAAAAGCGUAAAGGUCAAGGUUGGGUGGAUGAGUGUGAAGAUGUGCUCGGGACAUCUUCCGUCCUGUAAUCCUGGUCAGGCAUGCAGUUCAGUUGUGUGGAUUUCUUUGUUGUAAGUGGUUAUUGUUUCAUCUGAAGCCACCGACACAAGUCUCUGAAACAGAACUAUGGGUUCUUUUCACCAAGUUUGCAUAAAGGCACCCUCACUUUCUUUUUUGUUUGGUUAAUGUGUGAUAAGCAUUCCUGACCACAACCCAAGUGGGAUCCAUAAAGACUUAUGUGCCUCAAGGAGUGUGAAGGUGAAUUACCUUUUUCUUUUUUUUACGUUUUGGGUGUGGGUGGGGCGGGGUAAUGUCAUGUUGACACAAGUUCUGCUCGUUGUUUUAUUGUCACAGGUCCAAGGCUUUAUUUUUCUGAUCAGUUUUGUAAAUUAAGAUACCAGUGAAGUGUUUCUCCCUCCCUAAUAGAGUCUCAUGAGGUAGCAAAAGGCUGCUACACUGUGAUUGUCUGCUGAAGUGUAGAGUGGCCCGGUGGCAGAGGCAUCUCUUAUCUUGCUGUUUUUAAAUGCUCAUUUGGCUUUUGUUCAGUCCAGCCUGUAUACAUUUGAUGUCAAAUUGAACAGUAACGGUGAUCUUGCAAAGCUGAGUUACAGUUAAUUUGCAGGAUGUGAACAAACUGUUGGAAAAUGUAAUGUUUGAUGUUGAAGCAGCAGAAACAUAAAGAGGCGUAAGAUUCUGUAAGAAAUCUACACAGUGUGUUAAGCCAUAUGUUGAGUUUGAGGGAUUUGUUUUGCUCCAGUAGGAAAGAUAUCCACUGUUUUCUAAGAUGAACAGCUGCAGACACAGAAGUUGUUGAUCUAACAUAGCAAGGUUUGUAAAGAGAUAGAUCACAGUAUGGGGGGGGGGGGAGAAAGCAACCACAGCUGGCAGUGGCAUUGCUAGAAAUCCACAGUUUUGUCAGUUCAGUUCAGCACUAAGUGACAGAGUAGGACCAUUGUCUCUCUUCCAUCCUGAAUCAACUGGUUAAAGUAUCCAGACGCAUGGUACUCUAUCUCCUGGCUUUAAGCAAAUGUUGGCCAUCGGACAAUCUUACACGCACUGUCAAAAGAUCCAGAACAGUCGUAGUAAUAAUUGUAAUAAUGUGAUUCAUCUGUGUUGUUAAACCAGCUUGUUAAUAGUUUCCAUCACUGCUAGUCUCCAUAUCCCUUCACUUGAAUUCAAAUGCUCCUCGACAGUUUAUUUGUGGCUCGGUAAAGUAUUGAUGAUAGCAACUGCCAGGAAAGUAAUCUCAGUGACGUGAUUCCUGUGAUAACACAUGAAGUCAUCGCUUGUCUAUGAAAAAGGAAAUUGAGGUGAUACUCACCCCCUCUCCCCUCACCCUCCCCCAAGAUAUUGUCAAAGUGAAAUUGUUGUCUGUUCAUGCAUGUUGUAACCCAUUUACUACCGGUCAUAUAUAGCUUGUGUCACAUUAGUGUUACCUAUUUUCCAAAGCAUAAUGUCAUUGUGUAUUUGAGAUCUUAAGAGAGGCUUCCAGCACUUAAUCCUUCACAGUGAAGAUGAUGUACUGCUCACUAUGUUGAUGUUUGCUUGUUAGGUUUCAGUAUAACUGAUCAAUGUGAUGCAGUUUGACAGCCUUAACUUAAAGAGUACUCCACCAAUUUAGCAUACAUUUCAAUAGCAUUUAUUCUAAUUCAAUGCAGCAAAAUCAGAGAUAUCCUCUCUUUUUUUAUUCCAUGCAUUCUUCUUCCUCGCCAAAACAAGCUGCCUACAUUACCCACAAUUCAACUCGACCGCCGACUGUUUGGCCGGAGAUUCGGGUGUGGUAUGCUAGUUAGGGCAACAACUACUGAUCAUUUUCAUUAUCGAGUAAUUGAUUUGUUGUUCAGGUCUAUAAAAUGUCAGAAAACGAGUAUAAAAAAAAACCCAGAAUACUCUCAUCCUUUUUUUUUUUUCCUUUUUUAAAAAGGACUCAUCAGUUAUCAAAAUUGUUGGUGAUCAAUUUAAUAGUUGACAACUAAUCGAUUAACCUUUACAGCUCUAAUGCUAGUAGUGGCUAACAGCUUUAAGCAGCUAGCCAAGCGGAGAUGGGGAGUAGGCGUUCUGCAGAGCUCAGUUCUUUCUAACUGUAGUGGUAUUCCCUCACAAAUCUGCGGAGUUCCUUUAAACACAUUUCAAAAUCUUUGUAAGUUGAUUUUCAUGCCAUACAGAAAAGAAAUGGAAUGGCUUCCUGGAAGAGAAACUUAUGGUUUGCUUUGGAAAAUGGUGGCAGUUAUGCUACGUUGACAUGAUUGGUACUAAACUGGCAAAAACAUGCAAGCACCACCAGUACAGUCCUUUUUUAAAAAAGCAAACAAAACCCCCCCAAACAAAAACUGUAUGGUCCUCCAUAGAAUGAUUUUAAAUGUUUGCUUCAUUACUUAGCAAGUCAUCUUUAAGAUCUUCCUUAUACAGUAUUGCCUGGUUGGACUCACAUCAGGUUCUGUUUCAUCACGACUCACAACAACCACGCUGUUUUGUCUUCGUCCUUUGUCUGGGAAAGCCUGUGCAUUCACGUAUAAAGACAAGUCUCCUAUGGAUUCACUUGCACAAGUCAAACUGACAUAACAUAACUUGCUAGUUUUUGUGGCAACAACUAUGGGUCCUGUAAGUGUCGACCUUAGAACUGAUGCACAGUAGGUAGCUACCAUUACGUUCAUGAUUCCAGUCAUAUGCAAGCCUAUUACACUAGUUGUGUGCUGUUACUUUAAAGAAAUGGGUCAGGAAUUUGGAUGUUGAGUCAAGUUUGAAAUCUUUGGCUGGUAACACAUGUUGUGUGAUGAUUUUAAUGUCAAAAAGAAAGGUCAAAAUGAUCAAUAGUGCAUUCUCAUGAAUAUUCAUUUAGGCCCUGAGGUAUAACUGCCAUGUUAGUUGCAUCACCAAUGCCAACAAAAGUGCCUUCUGUUUGAUCACUAGGCCUUGAGCCAAAGACGAGCAACAGUAAUAGCCUUGUAAAAUGAAGAAUGGUAACUGUAACGGGCACGUAUGUUUGCCUUCCUUAAGAUUUAAUCUUAUAAAUUGGUAAUUCCCAAAGAUUUGAUAUCCAGUAUCGGUGCAAAAAUCCAUUCAGAAAUUUGCCAGACAAAAUGUCCCGUCAAAUUAAUGGUCAUUCCCCUUUUUCCUUCCUGAACUCCACUAUGUAAUUCUCAUCUUUAUUUUGUCUAGCUAGGACAUGUUUGUUAGCUAAGAAUACACUCUGUUUAAACUACAUGAUUGUAAUGUUUUUUUCAUCAUUAAUUAUGCCCUUUAGCUGUAUAGACUGUUAACAUUCUGGGUUACUUUAGUUAAAAAAAAAAAAGUUGAGGGGGGUUGGAGGGCUCGGAAUCCAUGUGUCAGCAUAAACUGUUUAUUCAAUUUCUUUGUGGAGGAAAACUUACUGGGUUUGCUUCUGUAUUGCCAAAUAUGUUUUAAAAUGCUGUAUUUUCUUACAUGGAAAAGUGUUACAUGAAUGGUAAGAGGGUGCAAAAAAAUAAUCUGUUUAAAUCCAUUUUACCUUAAGGGAAAACUGUGGAAAAGGUUGACAUGAGAACAUUUUUAAUUGUGUCAUUGUCAUGUGGAAAUGAUCUACCAUUAAAACAUUCCCUCUGAAACAA
Messenger RNA from Cottoperca gobio, 5087 nucleotides. RefSeq names its product vitamin K epoxide reductase complex, subunit 1-like 1 (gene vkorc1l1). Gene Ontology annotation, biological process: vitamin K metabolic process; peptidyl-glutamic acid carboxylation. Gene Ontology annotation, molecular function: vitamin-K-epoxide reductase (warfarin-sensitive) activity. The transcript has 3 exons. NCBI's taxonomy places the organism in Eukaryota, Metazoa, Chordata, Actinopteri, Perciformes, Bovichtidae. The record is from RefSeq and is a predicted model, not a curated record. Bases 45 to 605 code for a protein of 186 amino acids.